AUGUUCUCACCUGAAGACCGUGACUUGAGUACAGAACCGUUCCACUGUAACGCUGAUGGCUGUAAUUUCCAUUGUGACAAUUGUGAAAGAAUGGUUGAACACAUCAGAGAGCACCAUAACACUGACCCCAUGAUCAAUACAUUUGAAACAACAGAAGACACAUUUAGAAGAAUAACGGCCAUCAAAAUAGACAAGACAGGCAUCGAAGAACUUAACCCUCUAAAAUACAGAUGCUUGUAUUGCGACGAGUUAUUCACCGAAGCAGAAGAUCAUGCCAUCCAUAUGAUUUCACAUCUCACAGAAAAAUUAUCACCAGAUAUAUCUUUCUUUUUCAACGACAUUUUACGCCUUUACAAAACUAUCGACAAACCAACAGUACAAAAUUUAUUUCCAGAAACACAAGUCGCAAUUUUUGACACACUUGAAGAAACAAACAGAUUCAGACUUAUCGUAGGAAGAGAAGCCAUAGAAACAAUUGAAGAAGCAUUCCCUCCAAGUCCACCAGGAACAGAUCGGAAACCAUCCAUAAUCAUCACAGACACCUGUCAACUCAGGUUUGUACCAUGCAUGGAUGAACCACCAAAAGGAGAUCUCGGAAUUCUGACUCUACUUUUAAGAGAUUUCAGCGCACACAAUAUCCCGAUUAAAUCACUGAACAAUAAGGAACUAAUUGCUGAUAAAGACAUCGAUUACAGCCCAGAUUUUGUCGAAGGAGCUCUAGCCAACGCAGAAGAACAUGAUACAACGAACAGCCAGAACAACAAUGGAAGAUACAUUAACUCAGCCGAAAAACUUACAGAAUUUUUAAUACAAUGUGAAGACUACUUAACGAACAUCAAAACACUUGAAGACUUAGAACGUUUCUACACAACGAUUAAAGACUACAGAGUCAACAAAGAGGUUAUCGCCGAAGAUACACCAAUCUUUGUAUAUUUCCUAGUAGAAGAAGGGAAAUUACCAAAACCAGGUCUUAGAUGCCCACUUGAAUCAUACGAAGGACACGAAGACAAGGCAUUCGAAUCACUGAGAAAACUUUGCGACCACUUCAAAGGAGAAAUCGCGAAAACGAGCUUUGACCCAAAGGUUCACACCAUAGACAUCUGGGUUGAAUUUUUGGCCCAAGCCUAUGGCACAGGCACGUUUGUCUACAAAGAUGAAAACGGAAACAUCGACCUUGAUACGCACGUAUUCAAAUGCCCUUAUGCAGACUGCUCAUACACGAACAACGACAGAUCAAAACUCAUGGACCACAUGAAAACGAAGAAACACGCCAAGAACGUAUACAUCGAGAGAUACGGCUUCUUUUGGGGUAUUGUCAUAGAAGGAGUCAACCGACCAAAAGGAAUCGUCUACCCGACACUCAAAGACAUCAAAGAACACGCUUGUCGCAAAUGUCCAGAAGCAGGAUGCAACACAUAUGUAACAGAAUUGAGCGACAUCAAAGAACAUCUAAAGAAGAAACAUAAGUCUACAACAGCAGGAGUAGACGGAGAAAUCGCGCACACUGAUGCUACAUACUGCUGGAUUACCAAAGAAGAACUCGACGCAUUACAUGCCGAGAGAGCAAGAGAAAGAGCAGAGCAAGUAGACAACACUCCAGUACAACAGAUAAUUAAUGCUGACAACAAUGAAGAGAACAACGAGAACCAAGAAGACAACGGAAACAACGAAGAAGCAGAUGCCCUCGACCCGCCAAAUAACACAACAGAGACAGAAGAUGAAGCGGUUCAUGCCGUCAUCAUCAAUCCACCAGCAACAGAAGAGGAAGAGGUAGCCAUCAUCGCCGAGGCAAGAAGAAACAUUCCAGAACUCCAACAAGCAGAAGAGAGAGGCUGCGUUACACCGAAAAUGACAUCACUCGUCCGAUUAAAACUAUUGAAAGGAGGAGGAGAACUUUUCAACAAGAAACUCACUCCAUUAGCCACAAGAUACGCAGCUACAGGAAAUACAGAAGCAGACAAAAUCAAGGUAGAUUACUUGACACUAAAAUGCAAUGCCGCCUUGAGAGAAAUGAUCUACACCAAUAACCACAGCGAACCAAAGUUUAUGACAGCAGAAAAUGGAGAAGACACAGGAGAAGACACAGCACCACCGCCAAGGAUAUCGGAAGACACAAGGAUCGCAUUCAAAAAGCAGCCAAUGAAAUAA
Molecule: messenger RNA, 2148 nt
Organism: Trichomonas vaginalis G3
Lineage: Eukaryota; Parabasalia; Trichomonadida; Trichomonadidae
Product: zinc finger protein 423-like protein family
Exons: 1
Coding region: 1-2148 (715 amino acids)
Biological process (GO): regulation of transcription by RNA polymerase II
Cellular component (GO): nucleus
Source: RefSeq, a predicted model, not a curated record